AUGGGACCAUGGGGUCCGAGCGCCCGUUCCUUUAUUAAAGAAUUGACUAAGAGACUCACCGAGGCGACUGGUGAUCAAAAGGCUAGCUCAUCUUUAACAGACCUCAUAUCAGCAUUCGACACAAGAGCGCAGAACCACAGCGAGCUCCAAAAAGUGACAGCAUUCAGUGGCAGCUUUGACAAAAACCACAAACCCACGUUCUCGAAAGAUGAAUACGGAAAACCUAUUCCCGGGUCAAUGACUGAAUAUAGAGGGGCAGAAGCCCAGGCCCGAGUUUGUACAGAAAUGAAAGAGCUAUGCGAGAUCAUCAACCAAUAUGGCAAAACACCAUGCAAGAGUUUGCUGCCACCCGAGUUGAAAGAUGCCACCAAAGUCAUCUCAUUCGGGGAACUAUUCUCGGAUAUUGCAGCUAGGUUGUGGAACUCUUUGCCGGAAUCUCUGUUUCCAGUCACUUAUAAUCUGGGGCUCUUCAAGUCGCGAGUGAAUCGGUUUCUUCAAGGCAAGCCCGGCCGCCCUGAGGCUGCUACGUCGCUCUUCAUCAGGCGCAUGGCUGUCAAGCACCGUUUGCUUGUUACCAGUGCUAGCGAGAGUUGCAUCGCUUGCGUCGCGCGCUUGAGAGACGCUUUUGUAAAAGUUCACAGAUGCGUGUGCAAGCGGUAA
Chilo suppressalis (striped riceborer) is the source of this 660-nucleotide messenger RNA. The record is from the annotation of a GenBank genome assembly. NCBI's taxonomy places the organism in Eukaryota, Metazoa, Arthropoda, Insecta, Lepidoptera, Crambidae.